Molecule: messenger RNA, 615 nt
Organism: Helianthus annuus (common sunflower)
Lineage: Eukaryota; Viridiplantae; Streptophyta; Magnoliopsida; Asterales; Asteraceae
Exons: 1
Coding region: 1-615 (204 amino acids)
Molecular function (GO): zinc ion binding; nucleic acid binding
Source: RefSeq, a predicted model, not a curated record
AUGAAGGAUGACGACACUAUUGAUUCUUUUACCGCAAAGAUUAAUAGUAUCGUUACCCGAGCAACUGAAGUAGGAACGACAUUGAGUCAACCGACUCUAGUACGCAAACUCCUAAAUGGCGUACCGGAUAAGUUUACUCAAAUCGUUGCCUCCAUGGAACAAUACUCCGAUCUAGAAACUAUGACGCUAGAAGAAGCGGUCGGAAGAUUAAAAACGUAUGAAGAAAGGUUAAAGUUGAAGAAAAAGGAAAGCCCCGUGAACAAUCUAGAAGAACUUCUGUAUGCGGGUCAUGGACAACAUGUUGGAAAUCAUGGACGAGGGAGAUUCUGUCCGUCACGAGGCCGAGGGAGAGGAAAUUAUCAACAUAGGGGUGAAAGGCACACCUCUUACGAGUCGGAAGGAACCGACAAACCACAAAGUGAUGAUAGCAAGCAAGAGACACCGACUAUGAGAGAUAAGUCGAAAAUCACUUGCUACAGAUGUGAGAAACUUGGGCACUAUGCCUAUGAAUGCCCAACCAAGAAAACCAAAGAAAGUGAGACACUAUUGGUCGAAAUAGAAGAAGAUGAUGAUGAACCGGCACUUCUGAUGUGCCUAGACGCUGAAGAGAAAUAG